Stomoxys calcitrans (stable fly) is the source of this 900-nucleotide messenger RNA. Its product is annotated as BLOC-1-related complex subunit 8 homolog. The transcript has a single exon. The record is from RefSeq and is a predicted model, not a curated record. Bases 74 to 646 code for a protein of 190 amino acids. NCBI's taxonomy places the organism in Eukaryota, Metazoa, Arthropoda, Insecta, Diptera, Muscidae. Gene Ontology annotation, cellular component: BORC complex.
CCAGCUGGAUGUUAUUUCGUAAACAAAACAUUAGAACUAUCUUAAUUUUUGUUAAUUGGAAAAAAUUACAAGUAUGUCUCCACAUAAUAAUAAAUACACAGCACCAUCCCAAAACAACGAUCUAAAUGUUAAAGUGAAAAAAUCGUCGGAGAAGUUGUCCGAGAACAUUCAUAUAGUGGCCAAUGACCCAUCCUUAGCUUUUUUUCGCAUCCAAGAACAUGUUAGAAAAGUUAUACAGCCCAUACUGGACAAGCGAAUUGAAGUAAUUGAGCUGCAAAAAGACUUACAAGGACAUUGCUUCGAUAUGGAGUAUGCAGUAAAGUCGAUGAAAGAUAUUGAAUCAUCGGGAGCAAUUUUUGCAAACAUCCAAGACAUGGUCAAAAAUUCAAUAUUUCUGAAGCAGCAACUUCGCUAUGAAGAGGUCAAAAAUAAAAUGGACAAGGAACCUACAAAGUCUUCUAUGUAUAAACGAUUUUCGGCCCACUUAACUUUGGAUUUGGAUUUCACCGAUAUAACAGGAGUAAUGAGGGAGACAAGCCAUCGUAUGGAGUCUAUAAUGUCAUCGAACAGGGAGAACACAUCAUCUGGUAGUGUGCCAUCAACCAGUGUGGGGGAACUUCAAAGGUCCCAUACCACCUUACAUUGAUUUUAAAUUACAUUUUAAGAAUUUCCAUUUUAUGUACCUACAUAUUUGUUUUUCUCCAUAGGUUAUUAAGGCAUUUGUGUUGUUUAAUGUAUUUAUGAUUUUGUGACACAUAGAUUUUUUUUAGAAAGACGUUCUUUUUUAUAUUCACCAUUUUUUUCGAUUCUAUGGUUUUUUUUUAUUAUACCUAAGAGAUUUAAUGGAAAUAAACUGAUCUCAUGUCUACAAAUGGAUUUGGUGGCAUCAAGAUGAUUGGA